Candidozyma auris is the source of this 516-nucleotide messenger RNA. Its product is annotated as mitochondrial 37S ribosomal protein mS41. The record is from RefSeq and is a predicted model, not a curated record. Gene Ontology annotation, cellular component: mitochondrion. NCBI's taxonomy places the organism in Eukaryota, Fungi, Ascomycota, Pichiomycetes, Serinales, Metschnikowiaceae. The coding region runs from base 1 to 516 and encodes 171 amino acids. The transcript has a single exon.
AUGUUUGCAUUCACGGCAUUAAGGGCCCUGGCUCGCCAAGUGCUCCCGGUGAGCCGGUCUGCUUUGCUCUGUAAGCCUGUUUCCUCAGCAUUUCAAAUGGCUCCUCAAAGAUUGUUUUCGACAACUCCUACGCUCUUGAAGACAAAUACCUCCACCAGAACAAAAGAGAAUGUUCAUGAUUUAGAGACGUUUCUCAAGCUUAUCGGUAGAGAUACCAUAGAACAUUUGGACGCAUUUGAAGGAGACUUGCAGAAAUUUUUGAAUACAACGUCGAAGCAGAUGAAGAACAUGGGCAUUGAUACCUCGCAAAGGCGAUACUUACUAAGAUGGAAGCACAAGUUUGUCAAUGACUUGGAGCCCCUCAGAGAGCACAAGAGGGGCAAGAAGAAGAAUGGUGGUGAAAGAAAGGCCAAGGCGGUUAAGGCAAAGAGAAGGUUGCAGCAGAUGCAAGAAGAACGAGAGAAGUGGGCCACCCAAGAGAAGGAGGCUGAGGACAAGGGAGAGAGAGACUUCUGA